AUGGCCAUUCAAGAAGAAGCAUCAAGGGUAUUAGUCUUGCCAACUAUGCAUAGUCUCAUCAAUGACAUCACCAUAAGGAGUUGUUCAAUGUUUGAGGUAAAGAUAAAGAGAUCAUCACGUAAGAAUAACGAGCCCAAGCUUUCCCAACCUGUCAAGUUUAUCUUAAAUAAACGNGCAUUGAUUUUCCGACGUACACUCACGGAAGGACCAGAAAACAAUUCUCGGAUAGUAGGCAAAGCCGAGGGAUUCAUAAUCCCGCAUGAAGACUUUGCUAACUCGGAUUUUAACGUGAUAUAUUUGACGUUGGAGACGCCCGAGUACACGGGGAGUGUUAGCAUUAGGAGCAGAGAAAUGACACAUAAAUUGGAAGAGGUUAUGGAGGUAGUAGGAGGGACAGGAGCUUUUGCGUUUGCUCGCGGAAUCGCCAUGUUUGCUGAGGUUGAUGAUCAUGAGGAAGAAGCUGUAACCACUUAUCGUGUUAAGCUUCUGCUUAGAUUUCCACAUACUUCUCACCUCGAUCCACAAUGAUGGACAAUUUUCUAUUACAAUAUCUGUGUAUAAAUAAAGUUAUUUUACAGAUUCACUACAUAUGUUCAAAGAACUCUAAUUAGCAAUAAUCAUUUUUGGUUUCUUUUUGCGAAUAAUUGCGAAUAACUUCAGCUAGCAAAUCGUAUUCAACGACUAAAUAUUAUGGCCAUUCAAGAAGAAGCAUCAAGGGUAUUAGUCUUGCCAACUAUGCAUAGUCUCAUCAAUGACAUCACCAUAAGGAGUUGUUCAAUGUUUGAGGUAAAGAUAAAGAGAUCAUCACGUAAGAAUAACGAGCCCAAGCUUUCCCAACCUGUCAAGUGUAUGUAUAAGUAGCUGUCACGGUCUUCAGGAUUUGACAUGGUCAGUUAUUGUUCGCUCAUAAUCUUAUUGUACUUGAGUUCGAAGUUUACAUAAACUAAAAGAAAUAGUUAAAAAAAAAAAGAGGAUGCCGAGAAAACUGUUAGGACCGUCAAAAUUGAAUUGAGAAAAAAUUACGAGUUAUCUUAAAUAAACGAAAUCAGAAGCGAAUUACAACGACAAAACAUUAAAGCAUAAAAUAAAUCAGGAAGGCGAUAUA
Messenger RNA from Camelina sativa (false flax), 1105 nucleotides. The record is from RefSeq and is a predicted model, not a curated record. NCBI's taxonomy places the organism in Eukaryota, Viridiplantae, Streptophyta, Magnoliopsida, Brassicales, Brassicaceae.